This is a messenger RNA of Cynoglossus semilaevis (tongue sole), 2721 nucleotides long. Its product is annotated as bcl-2-like protein 1. The transcript has 6 exons. Gene Ontology annotation, biological process: regulation of apoptotic process; release of cytochrome c from mitochondria; intrinsic apoptotic signaling pathway in response to DNA damage. Gene Ontology annotation, cellular component: mitochondrial outer membrane. NCBI's taxonomy places the organism in Eukaryota, Metazoa, Chordata, Actinopteri, Pleuronectiformes, Cynoglossidae. The coding region runs from base 563 to 1216 and encodes 217 amino acids. The record is from RefSeq and is a predicted model, not a curated record. Gene Ontology annotation, molecular function: BH domain binding.
GGGGUUUUGUAGCGGGUACAGCAGCUGAAUUGGCCAACCGCCAGCGUGCACCAGUGCAGAGGCCACUGUAUUGUGCAGCUUCUUUAAUGUCCGUUUAAAAUGUAACACAACCAGUGCAGCGUAUUCUGACUCAGCGAUUACGCUGGUAGACAAACUAGAGUCUGUGAGCUGUUCUAGUUAGCAUAUGAAGCUCAAGCUGUUUCUCAGAGUCGCAGCUUUGAGGGAUCUGCCACGGGGGAUGACUGGCAUCCCGACAGCUACAGCGCUGAUAUCACGUUUCUUUGUUCAGAAGAAGAUUUUAUGACGAAUUCAUCUGCAGUUUUUGGGAUUAAGGAGGAGAAAAGCCAAGCGCACACUGGGAAAGCCUGCACGGCCAUCAUCAAUGAUUUUCAUACUGAGGAAGAGUGAUAACCAACCUGUCAUCGUGUGGCCCAAACCUGCUUUAGACCUUUUAUGAACCACAGCAUCAAUUGGCUGCAACAUGGUGGUCUACAGUCUGACAGGAGUCGCUGCAGGGACUAUGGGUUCUCCCUAAACUGGCUGCACGUCAGACACUUACUGUAUGAAAAUAAUGUCGUGCAGUAACAGAGAAUUGGUUAAGUUCUUUUUAGGUUAUAAGCUUUCUCAGAGGAACUACCCAGAAUCUCUUCUGAUGUUGAGGAUUGGGGGAGAACAGCGUGAAGGUGAGGAGGUCACCACAGCGUCCAGUAAUGGCGUUCCUCAGACUCCUUCAGCUGUGCUGCAGCACUGCAGUGGUGCAGAGGCUGUAAAGGCUGCUCUCAAGGACUCAGCUGACGAGUUUGAACUUCGCUUCACACAAGCCUUUCGUAACCUUUUCUUAAAGCUGGACCUCACUCCGGACACAGUCUACCACAGUUUUAAGAGCGUGAUGGAUGAGGUCUUCAGAGACGGAGUCAACUGGGGACGCAUAGUCGGCCUGUUUACUUUCGGAGGAGUACUGUGUGUGGAAUGUGUGCAGAGGAAUAUGAGUGAGUUAGUUCCCCGCAUUGCAGACUGGAUGACCAUGUACUUGGAUGAAUACAUUGAUCCAUGGAUCCAGAGCCAAGGAGGCUGGGACCGUUUUGCUGAGAUUUUUGGCACAGACUGUAUUCCAAGAACGAGGAGUUGUCGGGACACAGUGAGAAGAUGGCUGCUAGUGGGAGCAGGCCUGCUUGCAGCAGUGUUGAUUGGUGUUCUGAUCACUAAAAAGCAUUGAAUGCAGUUGACCUGUCUGUCCAGUGCUACUGCAAUGCUUUGCCAACAGAACAAAUCUAAUUCAUACACGUUUACAAAAUGCCUGAUCUGCUGUGUAGCUUGAGGAGCUUUUCAGGGAGGAAUCAUAGUCUUCUGGUUUACAAAAACCUAGGAAGUAGGACAGAUGUAGCCGGUGUGAAACAUAACUGAGGAUUCUGAUUUUCAAGUAAAGCCCACAAAAGUGAAAAUGCACAAGGAAUUUGUGUUCUAGUUUAGAUUUUUAGACUGUCUUCAAUCAUCAUUUUAGAUUGUUAUUAUUGUAUUGUUUUUUUAAUGAAGGUUGACUGAUGCCUCGACCAAUCAGCAGUCGUUAUAGUGUAGAGUUUCUAAGCGAUUAGAAUUGGUUGUGUCAAGAUAGUGUGGCGUCAUCAUGCGCAACCUUGGUGUUUUUUUUUUGUUUUGUUUUUUUACUUUGGUGUUUCUGUGAAAUAGGAGCUAUCUGUCUGGUUCAGACAUGGGGAAACUGUGGCCUGUGGGCCAGAUACAGCCCGCCAAAAGGUGGUAGGAGGUAUGGUAAAGAUUUAUAUCAAUCCUUUUUCUUGCGUUAUAACAAAUUGACUGUAAUUUCAGUUGAUGCCACUUGAUGGCGGCACACAUCAAUUGUGUCAAAAUUUUCUUUGAAAGUUCAAGUUUAUUUUUGUAUUUAUAUUAUUUCACCCAGCAUUCUACAUCCAACCAGUACUGAACCUGCCCGCCAGUAAACUUUUGAACCUCUUGUCCAAAAGAAAAUAUUUAACCAUCACGUAGACAAGUGUUGCAUAAACAGGAUCUUACAGCACAAUUCAGUGAUGGAAACAUUGCAUUCUUUAUUGUCACAUACAGUAGUUGAAAGUAGGUACCACACAAUACAGUCCUAUGAUCACAGCUGGAUCAGAAAUUCUCCGGUGUCCUUUUAGUAAAAAAAAAAAAAAACGGGUUUUUUUUUUUUUUUUUUUUCUGAGUCCUGGAAAACUGUUUUAUAUUAUCUCACUUCCUGGCUGACAAUUACUUAUACUGACAUGUUGCAAGUGUUUUUGUUUUGUUUUUUAAAGCGUGUUAGCAGUAAAACAAGAAACUAGCAUUAGUUUUUUUUUAUUGAGUCACAUGGUACGUCACACACUCAUAACAUGUAGGCUGGAUGUAUGCCACAAAUUCCUUUUUAAAGAUAAACACAGAUUGACUCUGUUGUAAAACCAGAAUUCAAUAGGCUCAUUUUUUUAUCUUCCAAAUUGAAUAAUUAUUUUUUUGUUGUUUGUCUUUUUUUUAUUCUAUUUUGUUAAGUCCAGCAAAUGUUGAAAGCUCCUAUGUCACCAGUCUAGAGGUGAAUCAACCUAGAUAAGCUAUGUUACGUGAGUGUAAAGCAACUUCUUUUUGUCAUGUUUUAUUAUUUUUGUGUAUGCCAAGGGCCAAUUAUUUAUGGCAUAUUUAUAUAAUUUGUUGGCUUUACUUGAUGUAAAAAGGAAAAAUAAAUGUAGGUUUUUCAUGGUC